Messenger RNA from Parastagonospora nodorum SN15, 1116 nucleotides. RefSeq lists its product as hypothetical. The coding region runs from base 1 to 1116 and encodes 371 amino acids. The transcript is spliced from 3 exons. Gene Ontology annotation, cellular component: membrane. Gene Ontology annotation, biological process: transmembrane transport. The record is from RefSeq and is a predicted model, not a curated record. Gene Ontology annotation, molecular function: transmembrane transporter activity. NCBI's taxonomy places the organism in Eukaryota, Fungi, Ascomycota, Dothideomycetes, Pleosporales, Phaeosphaeriaceae.
AUGAAUUCUGAUCCGAUCGAGGAGGCGAAGAAACCGACUGUCGUCGAUGCUCCAGGCUCUGUCGAUUAUGGCAACGGCGAGUCCGACCUCAUCUACAUUGAUCCGGCGAGAGAGGCAGCCUGCCGGAAGAAGUUUGACACCUACGUUGUGCCGGUCUCAGUCAUCUUCCUUCUCGGCAAUGCUCGUGUGUUCGGUUUCGAUGAAGACAUAGGCCUCAAGGGCGGGCAAUUCGGCAACAUCAACACCCUAUCAAGUGUCUGCACCAUCAUAUUCGAGGUCCCAUGGGUUCUGGCCGUCAAGCGAUGGGGUGCGAACAAAUCGAUAGGCACUGCUUUUGUGCUAUGGAGUGCUUGCACUCUUGGGACAGCUUUCAUACACACCUACGGCCAAGCCAUUGCUGUGCGAAUGUUGCUAAAUGCCUCCGAAGCUGGUCUGGCCCAAGCCUUCGCGUACCUGUUCACGACAAUUUACCCCCGAGAACUAGCUGGAAAACGGAUCAUGACAACAAAUCUUGCCCAAUGUAUUUCCGGCGCCUUUGGUGGCUUGUUUGCAUAUGCUGUACAGACUAUGGGCCCUCGCAACGGACUCGCAGCUUGGAGGUGGCUCUUCAUCAUUGAGUUCCUCAUUACAAUCGCUAUCUGUGGUGUUGGCUGGUGCUUCCUUCCAAAUGCGCCAGAGACGGCAUGGUUCUUGAAUGAGGAAGAGAAGGAAACGAUGCGCUUGAAGAAACAACGAGACUCGAUGCUCAGAGGUAAAGAUGAGUUCGAGCGAAGAUGGAUUAAAAUUGCACUCAUGGAUCCCUUCGUAUGGAUGCUCGGCAUUGCAUUCUUCACGUCUUCUGUCGCAAUCAACGGGUUUGGCGUUUUCUUGCCCACAAUAAUUAGUGGUCUCGGUUACGCCUCUCUCAAGGUCAAUUACAUGACCAUUCCUGUCUACGUGGUUGGAGCUAUCUCCCUUUCUGUCCAGGUCUACUGGUCCGAUAGGCUGAAGCGGCGUGGCGUUUUCAUUGUAGCUUGCUGCAUCCCAGUCGCAGCCGGAUAUCUAGUUUGCGUCGGAACACCGAACCCUGGUGCAGGCUAUGCGGGCAUGUUCAUACUCGUCCUUGGUCAGUCAUAG